AUGCAGAUGCUUAAGCGGGGCUUCCGCAAUGUCGCGGUCAACGGCGUGAAGCCACUCAAUCCGGCGGCGGCGCGGAUCGUGGGGCCGGCCUACACGCUGCGCUACAUCCCGAGCCGCGAGGAUAUCGACAAGGCGCCGAGUCCGAGCGAUCCGCCGAAUGCGCAGCGCACGGCGAUCGAGGAAUCGCCGGCGGGUUCGGUGCUGGUGAUCGCCACCGAAGGCAAUACGCGCUCCGGCACGCUGGGCGACAUCCUGGCGCUGCGCCUGAAAGUGCGCGGGCUCGCGGGCGUGUUGAGCGACGGUGCGAUGCGCGAUUCGCCGGUCAUCGGCAAGUUCGACUUUCCGGUUCCGGUCGGCAUCCGGGGCGUGCCCGUCUAUCCCGGCGAUGUGAUCGUGGCCGACGAGGACGGCGCCAUCGUCGUGCCGCGUCAUCUCGCCGACGAGGUGGGGCGCGAUUCCUUCGAGCAGGAACGGCUGGAGAAGUUCGUCGCGAUUCCGGGUGGGCCAGGGCCAUCCGAUCACCGGCACCUAUCCGCCGAACGACGAGACGAAGAAGCUCUACCAGGCGUGGAUCAAGGCGGGUGA
Molecule: messenger RNA, 585 nt
Organism: Ostertagia ostertagi
Lineage: Eukaryota; Metazoa; Nematoda; Chromadorea; Rhabditida; Trichostrongylidae
Source: the annotation of a GenBank genome assembly